Molecule: messenger RNA, 2585 nt
Organism: Gymnodraco acuticeps
Lineage: Eukaryota; Metazoa; Chordata; Actinopteri; Perciformes; Bathydraconidae
Gene: bend7
Product: BEN domain containing 7
Exons: 10
Coding region: 263-1675 (470 amino acids)
Molecular function (GO): DNA binding
Source: RefSeq, a predicted model, not a curated record
AGCCAGCAUCCUUGUUGGGAACGGGGAUAGAUCAGGCAGGCAGUGGCAUUUAUCAGUUCCAUUUAAGCUUAAUAAGAUCAUGAAAAUGUGCCGAUGGCAGGAUCUGUAAUGCAGCCUGAGGAGGAAUUUAACUGAUUAAGAAGGCAGACAGACAGAGAUUCCGCUGAGUGUAUCAUCUGAUUUUGGUUUUCUGAAGACCGAUUUUCGUCUGCACCACUUACCCAAGACUAUAUCCCCCCCCCCCCCCCACCCCCGCCUGACAAUGGAGUUUGGGGAAAGGAAGAGGAGAAGGAAGUCACAGAGCUUUAAACUGGUCACGGAUGAAGCAGGCAGUGCCCCUUCAAUAAUGAUGAAUUCCAACUGCAAAGAUGUCAAUGGAGAGUCUAAGGAUGCUGCUGUGAAUGAUGUGUGGCGUAAGGAUAAAGGAGUGGAAAUCAAGAGGCAAAUCACAGGAAUGAUGAGGCUCCUGAGUGACAAGACAGGCAGGGUGUAUCAGCGUGUGGUGACGGAGCAGGACAGCUUAACAAAGGAGCCCCAGGAUAGAAAUCUUACUUGGGCACAUCAGCUUGCACCUUCAUCUCUUGUAUCAGAGGACCACCAGAGCAACAGCUGGAACUCUGCGGGGGACCCAACUCCUCCACCUUCAUCCAUUUCCACCUCCAUCAUCAACGGUCCAGGCUGUGGGCAGUACAGCACCUGCUCCAAGGCCCUGAGGAACCUGAACACUACCAAGGAUCUGAUCAAAACAAAUGAAGCUAACGCAGAUGUAAUCCCUCCUGCUGCGCCAGAGACCCCCUGCUGUAAGUGUAACUGUAAGGGCACCUUGCAGGCUAUUUUGCAGGAAAUGCGUGCCAUGAGGAGGCUGAUGCAGACUCAAAAAGGAUCCUUGGAAAGACAGGAAGAGGCAGCAUCACCAUGCCAACCUCGUCUGGUACCAGGCCCUGCUCCUCGCUGUAGGCCGCGCAAGAGAAGGCCAAUCUAUAAAGUGGCACCACUUACUGUGUCUAGUACUAGGAGAGCGGCUCUUGCCCCUCUCGAGGCUUCACCACUUAUAGCUGCACCUGCAGAAUCUGGAAAGAGGGAGGAAUGUGAGAAAGAGCAAGGCUCAUCUACACCAAACAGCCAUCCCACAUUCUCUGCUCUUUCUGUACUGCCACUUCAAAACAACCCAGUUAUUGUCAACAACAGACACAAUACUCUCCUGAACAAACUCAGGGAGCCUCACUUGUUAGAGUCCGAGGUGCGUCUUGCGGAGGAUUAUGACGUGUAUAUCUCAAAGGCUCAGCUUGACUCCAUUCUGGUCAACUAUACACGCUCUGGCAGCCUGCUGUUCCGGAAACUGGUGUGUGCCUUCUUUGACGAUACUACGCUGGCUAACUCCUUGCCAAAUGGUAAAAGGAAGAGAGGGCUCAAUGAUAACCGUAAGGGCUUGGACCAGAACAUUGUGGGCGCCAUUAAAGUGUUUACAGAGAAAUACUGCACAGAACACAGAAUAGAAAAGUUGCCCGGUCCACGAGACUGGGUUCAGAUCCUUCAAGAUCAGAUCAAACUUGCCAGGAGGAGGCUGAAGAGAGAUGCAGCAGAAGCAGAAGAAAUCUUAAAUGGAUCUUCCACAUGCUGUGACUAUAACAAGCCCGCAAGUGUUGAGGGGCCAGUGGUGGACAUGACUGGUUGAUGUAAGGGCUGCCACAAUGGCCUUACAGAAGAUUUGUUGAAUGUCUUUAUUACUUAUCUACCUUGAUGCAUUUUGCAACUUUAGAUAUUUUCUUUGCAACUGCUGUAUGGAUGUAAAGGGGAAAGAGACAAAAGGACCAAAAUAACACAUGCAAGAUUAUUUAAAAGGACUCUCCCUCCCUCCCUCCCUCACACACACACACACACACACACACACACACACACACACACACACACACACACACACACACACACACACACACACACACACACACACACACACACACACACACACACACACACACACACACACACACACACACACACACACACACACACACACACAAUCCAGGAUUGUGGGCCAAUAUACACCGAACUAUACGAUUGUUAAAACAUUUCCUAUCAUUUUCAUGUUUAGAAGUGACUUGAUGUUUUCAUUACAGGCUACAGCUUUUACGUAGUUCUCAUAUGUCAUUAAUAGUAGUCACACGUUUAAAACCAAACGAAGAAGGCCAAUUGUAACCGUAUAAUUAAUAUGCACAAAUUAUUUGUUAUGGGAAGUUUUCCAUUGUGGAUUGUGCCUUAAGUGACUAGUACUUCACUUGGUGUUAUGUGCAGUGAAGUGUCAACAUUAAUUACAAACAUACAUCCAAAGAUAUAUGUAAUGGGCAAUUUUGCAAAUUAAAAAUAAGUUGGUAAGCUAGAACUGGUUGAAAAUAUUAAAUGUAUAAUAUUAUAUGAAUAGUAUUAUUAUUGUAUUUUCAUUAUUAUAAUUGUUAGGCUAUGCCUAUAUAUAUAUAUAUAUAUAUAUAUUGUGCUUGUUGUUAAUAUUGUAAUGAAGUAACAAUUGUAUUUCAUUUUCAAUCACUGUGCAUAUUAAAUUAAUAGUUGUUUCCAACAUUAAAUGUUUC